GUUUCAAACUCAGACCGCGGCUGUGUUGUUGUGUUUAGCUUAACGUUAGUUAGUACACAAAAGAGUAUUCUUCUGUUCCCGUAGCUAAUGUCCCAAGUAUAACUGUCAGGAUGAUGGAAUCAUGCCUGAACAGCGAGGCUGACAGACGGGAACAAGUAGAGGUCAACGAUUUGAAGAGAGAGCUCUCGUCUGAUUGCAGCACCCUACCAGACCCACAGCACUCCAGCACCGAGGAGAGAGAACACCUGCAGGUCUACCUCCGCAUCCGACCUUUCACCUCAGCAGAGAGCGAUAAUGGCGAGUCACAGGACUGUGUUACCAUCGAGCCUCCUGACACAGUUCUGCUGAAGCCCCCCAGUUUGUCCCUCUCAGCCAGGCUCAGCACCGAUAAACCACUUCUACAGACUGGACAGCGCUUCCAGUUCUCUCGGGUGUACGGUCCCGACACAGCACAGAGAGAGCUGUUUGAAGGCACAGUAAAGGAUUUGGUGAAAGAUGUUCUGGAAGGAGGAAACUCUCUGGUUUUCACUUACGGAAUCACCAACGCCGGGAAAACCUUCACAUUCUUGGGUCCAGAUGCUGAUGCCGGUAUCCUGCCCAGGUCUCUGGACGUAAUCUUCAGCAGUAUCGAUGAAAGAGUUUUCACUGGGAUGAGCAUCAAACCUCACCGCUGCCAAGAGUUCACAAGACUCACCAGGGAGCAGCAGGCGGAGGAAGCUGCGUUCAAGAGAAACCUCUUCAGACAACUUAAAGAGAGUGAGAGGAGCAACGCCAGCCUGUUGAACUCGACCAAUAAGACGAUCCUUGAAGGCUCCUCCGUGCUCGGGACGACUGUAGCAGCAGCAGCAGCAGCAGAAGAAGAAGGAAUUAGCCUGGAGGUAGAAACAGACACUAGAUUCUCUGUUUGGGUUUCUUUCUGCGAAAUCUACAAUGAGAACAUUCAUGACCUCCUGGAGGUGGUGCCCAGCCGGGCCCUGAGGCGGACUCCUCUCCGUCUGUCACAGGAUGUCAAAGGCAACACCUUCGUCAAAGAUCUGCGUUGGGUUCAGGUGAACUGUGCUGAAGAAGCUUACAAGGUGAUGAAGUUUGGCAAGAACAACCAGAGCUUUUCCUCCACCAGACUCAACCAGCUGUCCAGCAGGAGUCACAGUGUUUUCUCCGUCCGCAUUUUGAGGAUUGAAGAUGUGGGAACUCCAAGAGUCCACACAGUCAGCGAGCUGUGUCUGUGUGACCUGGCCGGCUCGGAGCGAUGCGCCAAGACGCAGAAUAAAGGAGAACGUCUAAAAGAAGCCGGAAACAUCAACACCUCGCUGCUCAUCCUGGGGAAAUGCAUCAACGCGCUACGACACAAUCAGCAGGCCAAGCUGCUUCAGCACGUCCCCUUCAGGGAAAGCAAGCUGACCCACUACCUGCAGGGCUUCUUCUGUGGUCGAGGUAAAGCCUGUAUGAUCGUCAACGUCAACCAGUGUGCCUCCAUGUACGACGAGACUCUCAACGUCCUCAAAUUCUCUGCUGUGGCACAGAAGGUCGUGGUUCUGCCCACCAGGACCCUUCCCAUCAUAGCCCAGAGGUCUGCCAGCGAGGUCUCGUUCAUCAACAGCGGUGAGACGAAGACUCUUCGCGGCAGCAGGAGGAGCUCCCUGAUUGGCUGGGAGAGUAGCCUGGAGGAUGUACAGGAGGAUGAGGAUGAUGAGUAUGAGGAAGGAAAGAGCGUGAUGGAGGACACUAUGGAUCAAAGCGGUGGUGAAGAAGACGGCGAUGAAAAUGAUGAUAAAGUUCUCAUCAGUAAAAAGACGCACCAGAAGCAGACGACGCUGCUGAAACAGCUGCAGGUCCAGCUGAAGAAGGAGCGAGCGGAGAGCCUCCUCAUGGAGGUGCGAGUCAGAGACGAAAUCAGCAGAGAGUUCUCCGAGCUCUUCUCUGAAAUGCAGAAUGACUACAAUGACCGCCUGGCGAGGGAGAGAGAGAUCCUGGAGGAACAAGCUGAAAGGAGGCUGGAGAUCUUCAAGAACCUUAUUGACAAAAUGGUCACCGAUGGAUCCAGUCCGGACGCACAAGCCGUGGGCAACUCUCUGGACUCCUACUCGUCUGACUUGGCCGGCAUGAAGAAGGUCCCCGAGGCUGCUGGUAGCUGUCCGGGUUCAGGCCGAGCAGGACCUCAGGGAGACGGAUGCGACGCCGUAGAGGAGCCGGAGGUUUCGGAACUGAAUGAGCACCGGCGGAAAGUUCAAGAGCAACUGGUUCACAAAUCCGCAGGUAAAUCCAGCGGAGUAGAGGACGAGGAGAAAAGGAGUCUUCUCUCUCAGCUCCAGGAGAAAACAUCAGAGGUGGCCCAGCUGGAGAAACAAGUGGCAGACCUCGGGAGUUCACGUGAGGGAGAGCGGCUGCAGGAGUUGUCGGCUGCCCUUGAGAGGGAGAAGAAAGCCAGAGAAGACGCCCUCGCUGUGUUGGAGUACCAAACCAUGGGGAAAGAGGAGGCAGUUGCAUCCUUGGAGGAGGAGAGAAAAGCAAGAGAGGAGACCCUCAUCACCCUCAGAGAUCUGAAGCAAAGCAAAGAGGAAGUGAUGGCGUCACUCGAAGAAGAGAGGAAGGGCAAAGAGGAAGCCGUGGCAGCCCUUGAAGAAGAGAGGAAGGGCAGAGAGGAAGCUGUGGUGGCACUCGAAGCUGAGAAGAGAGCCAAAGAGGACGCGGUCACAACCCUUGCAGAAGAGAAGCGAAGCAGAGAAGGAGUACUCGCUGCUCUCGGUGAAGAGAAAAUCGGCAAAGAAGAGGCUCAGUCUGUCCUGGCGAUGGAGAGGAAGGAGAUCACCAAGCUGGUUGAGGAGAGAGAAAAAAUGCAACAGGAGGGUGACGCACUUCGGCAGGAAGUCAGAGAGCUGACUGACAGGUUGAACGCCACAGAGCGCCAGGUGACCAGCGAGACGGAGAGAGCUGAACAAGCCUUAGUCCAACUACAAGCUGCCCAGACACAACUGGAUGAACACGGCAAAGAGAUCCAGGAGAAGACUUCCCAGAUCCACCGCCUGACUCAGGAGGUUCAAGGCCUGAAAGAGGAGCUGCGGACCACAGCGGCGUCGUCUGCUGGUGUCGAUGAACAGCUGAGAGAGGAAGUGUCUGACCUUAAGAAGAAUCUGGCCGAGGAAAAGGCCAAAAACGACAGCAAGCAGAAACAGAUACUGGAGCUGCAGGACGAGCUAGCACAAGCAAAAGAACAACUCGCUAACAAACAGGUGAUCUCAGACCAGCGACUGGAACAGCUCACCGAGAAGCUGAACCACCAGGAAGCAGCUUCCAAACAACAACUCGAGGAGCUGAGAAAGAAACUUCAAGAGCAAGAAGAGACGUCGCGGCUCGAGCGUGAAGAGCACGCCUCCAAAGAAGAAGUGAAACAGCUGAGAGCAAAGCUCGAAGAACAAACACGGGCCUCUGAGAAGCAGGUGGAGGAGCUCAACGAGAAGCCGCGAGAACAAGAAGUGAUGUCACGGAAGCAGCUGGAGGAGUUAAAAGACAAACUGAGUGAAGAAAAAGCAACAUCUGACCAACUUCUCAACGAUCUAAAGCAGCAGCUCAGUGAGCAGGAGCAGACUGCAGAGCUGCUGAAGACCAAACUAGAGGAAGCUAAGUGCAGAAAAUCAAACGGUGCCUCUAGCUCUGCCACCGAAGAGGAUCUCAAGAGGUUGAACUCUGACCUCCAGACUGAAGUCGCAACCUUGAGGGAAAAAGUCGCCAACAUGGAAGAAAAGAAACGGAGUCCUGGUGAACCUCAACUAGCCUCUUCAGAGACGGAGAAAACACUAAAAGAAAAAGAAGAUGAGCUGGCAGAGUCUAAGAAAGCGUCAGCGGAGAGAGAAGCGGAGCUGCAGAAGAAGCUGCUGGAAAAGGAGGCGCAGGUAACAUCCCUGCAGAAGAGCCUGAAGGAGGCGCAGGAGCGGCGGGAGGAGGAGGAGAGCCAGGCGGUACAGGAGGCCCGGCGCAGGGAGGCGGAAAGACGCAGGGAGUUGCUGGCCGUGGCGCACGAGGCCAUCGCUCAGAAAGAUGAAGAGCUGGAGAAGAGAGCCGAAGAGAUCAGCAGACUAAAGGUAAAUGCCAAGCAGGACUCGGAGAAAGUCAAGAGCCUCGGCCUCGACCUUCAGAGGAAAGAAGACGACACCUCGGACCUCCGAGAGAAACUAGCCGACUACAAGAAGCAGAUCCAGCAGGUCCAGAAAGAGAUCUCAGCCAUGAGAGAAGAGGAGAAAGCUUUGAGGCAAAAGAUGACUGACGCAGAAAAAACGAAGAAGCAGCUUCAGUCCGACCUGGCCAACAGAGACAGAACCAUCCAGCAACUCAAAGUGGAACAAUCAUCCGACACGAAGUCUGAUCAGACGCUGCAGCUCUACCAGAAAGCCUGUAAAGAUCUGGAGGCGAAGGAGAGCAUCAUGGAGGGAAUGCGUUUGGCUCUGACGGAACAGGAGGAGACGCAGGACGAGAUGGAGCAGGUCCUGGAGGAGAAACUAAACCUCAUCCAGGAGCUCACCGGUGAGGUUGAGAAGCUGAGAGGAGCAUUUCUGCAGCAAGACCGUGGAAACAAUCCGCUCUAUCAAACAGACAACCCAUCAGAUGACCUCAAAGCGGCCAAACGGGAAGCUGCUCAGGCUCAGGAAAGCUUAAAGCUGUGUACAGAGAAACACCAGACAGAACGUAAAAAGUGGCUGGAGGAGAAGCUGUUCCUGAUCGGCCAAGCUAAAGAAGCAGAGGACAAGAGGAACCAUGAGAUGAGGAAGUUUGCAGAAGACAGAGAACGCUACACUCGGCAGCAGAGCCAGCUGGAGUCCCUGACGUCCCAGCUGGCGGAGAAGGAGCAGACCAUGGAGCAUUGGAGGAAGGAGAGAGACACCCUUGUUGCAGCUCUGGAGGUCCAGCUCCAGAAACUUCUCUCCAGCCAGGCGGAGAAAGACAAACAAGAGAGCGUAGACGGCGGCGGCGUCAGUGUGGCAGAACUUCAGGCUGCUCUGUCGGAGAGAGAGACAGAGAUCUUGAGACUGAAGGAAGAGCUGAAGGCUGCGACGACCAAACAGGUGGAAACCACCACGCAGGUCAGGAGUGAACAGGUCAGAGCACACCACAGAGAUAACAGCCUGGCGGAGAGUGAAACCAUUAACAGGAAGUCAGGAGGAAGGAGAGACAUCAGAGCGUCAGUCAGCAGUCAGGGCUCCGCUGGUUAUCCGUCCGUGUUGGACUCCUCUGAGAUUUCCACAGAAAACGGCCGGACGAGUCGUUUCCCGCGUCCCGAGCUGGAGAUCUCCUUCAGUCCCCUGCAGCCGAACCGCAUGGCGCUGCGACGCCAGGGAGAGGAGAACGCCGUCACCGUCAAAAUCACGCGCUCGGCACGCAAGAGGAAGAGCGGAGAGAUGGAGAAGGAAGAGGUGGAGGCAGAGAACAGAAGGAACACGAGGACCAAAACGAUGCCAAAGAUGACCCCACACCAAGAGGAGGUCUCUUCCCCGGCGAAUCGCCAUGACUCCCAGAGCAGCAUCCGCAGCAAAAAGGAGGGAACGCUGCAGAAGAUCGGAGACUUCCUGCAGAGCUCCCCCACGCUGCUCGGCACUAAAGCCAAGAAGAUGAUGAGUCUGGUUAGCGGUCGGAGUGAUGCAGACUUGGCAGCCCCAUCGUCCUCCUCCUCCUCUUCAUCCCUCAGUCUGAGAGCCAAGAAGAAAAAAAAACUGUACCGUCCUGAAAUCUCCUCCCCCAUGGACAUGCCCUCACACCCAAUCAUCACCAGAGAGCCGGAGGAGAAAGACAGCGACCAUCAGAUCAUUAAAAGGCGUCUUCGCUCCAGGCUGGUUAAAUAAUUAACCUUCAUACACUUCUGGACACCUUUUUUUUAUUAUUAUUAUUAUUAACACUAUCUUAAAUGAAGGAAGCAUUUAGCUGCUUACAAGCCCAGCACAUUGAUAUAUAUAUUCUAAGUAAUCUUAUUUAAUCUUAACUUCUCAAUAUUUAACAGUUUAAGUAGAUUUUUUUUAUAGUAUGUACAGCUGGUUAUGUGGCUGUUAAAGGAAUAGUUCUUGUAAUGUGUAUACACUUAUUCACUUUCUUGACAAGAGGUUGAUGAAAAGAUUGAUAUCAGUCAUGUGUUUGUGAAGUACGGAGCUAAAGUCCUGUCAAAAGUUAAAAAACAAAAUCUGCCCAACAACACUCCAAACAUUUGGUUUGUUUAAUCUGUGGUUCUAGAGAAACUUAAGCUAAACUUCUUAUUUAUGUUUACUGUUUAUUGCUGCUCUGCAUGUAUCAAAGUAUAGUUGUAGUAAGUGUUUGCUUGGUUAUAUGUGCCAAAACGGUCUGUUGUUGUUGUAUUAUUGUACGAAUGUUUUGCUGUUUCUUGUGGCUCGACAUGACUUGUGUUCUGUCUUGAGAAUUGUUUUGUUGUUGUUGUUGUUGUUGUCUUUAUGGCGUCUUGUUGUCUUCGUUCUGUAAAUUUCAUUACUUUAGGUUUCAAAACAUCUCGCCAAAAGACUGCAGUUGAAAAUUAGCCGGCCGGCUAACACAUUUACACGUUGUACACUGGCACAUUUACAGAAAUGUUGAUUUUGCUUCAUGAACAACAGUUUAUCCAUCUGAGCAGCAUCUCUCCUCAUGCAGUUUGCAAAGAAAUAGUUCCAAACAGAAUUUUAAAACCAUAACUUGUAUUUUUUACAUUUUUGUUUGUAUACGGAUUUAACAAAAUAGCUGUGUGUUAAUUAUUGUGAGUAGUUGACAUAUUUUUGAAUGUUGGGCAGAAGCUGUUUCCACUUGCUUCAGUCUUAAUGCUAAGCUAAGCUAAUAGCGUCCUCGCUCUAGCUCCAUACUUAAUGCAGAAGCUUGAGUGGUAUCGAUGUCCUCAUGUAACUCUCAGUAAGAUGAAGUAUCUCAAAACUAUUCCUUUACAGUACUGCUCUAUAACUGAACAGCUGCUGAAUAGUUUCUUUAAGUGAUGUUGCGUCCAGAUCUUUUCUGUAAAUCUUAUAGACGAAAAAUGAUUUUUUUUUUUUUUUUUUACUCAAAGUGCAAUUUUGUAUUGAAAGUUAUGGGCUGUGUUGGAGUUUUCAUUGUUUAUUUUUACUUCAUGUAAGUAAACUACGACAGUUAAAAUGUUGUCGGUUUUCCAAUGUUUCCAAUGUUUCCUGUUUGUUAAAGGCAGAUGCAACAGAAACUUUUUUUAUUGUAACGUAAACCACUAACCAGACUAUUUUCUGAAAGCAAUAGUAACACUUUGUCUCACGUUGUCUUAAGCAAUUUUUUAUUUCUUUUUCAUAACAGUUCAGAUAGAAUAUCGCUGUGUUCACCUCAUAUUCAGCUGUGAAAACACACUCGCUAAACUCCUACUGCACUUUAUCUCUCUCCUCGAACAAAUGUAAGAAAAAGAAAAACAUAUGAUUGCACACUUAAGCUACAUAAAUGUAUCGAUGAUUCUGUCGUAGACUUUUUACUUAAACAUCUUCGUGCAGUUUCCUAGUGAUAGUUCAGAUUUGGUGUCUAGUUGUAAAGAAACUGACAUAUUGAGCUCAUUGAGUUGAAGCUUCAUAUUUGUCUUUUGUACAUUAAAGUUUUGUCAGGCUGCCUGGUUUAAAAAAAAGUUUCAUUCCUGAUUUGUUGACUGUUUUCUGAAAUCAUGCACUUUUCUAUAUUUUCACCUCUUUUUUUAAAAAAACCUAAUACAUACUCUGCUGCCUCACCA
Thunnus maccoyii (southern bluefin tuna) is the source of this 7696-nucleotide messenger RNA. Its product is annotated as kinesin-like protein KIF20B. NCBI's taxonomy places the organism in Eukaryota, Metazoa, Chordata, Actinopteri, Scombriformes, Scombridae. Gene Ontology annotation, biological process: microtubule-based movement; mitotic spindle assembly. Gene Ontology annotation, cellular component: spindle microtubule; nucleus. The coding region runs from base 111 to 5831 and encodes 1906 amino acids. Gene Ontology annotation, molecular function: microtubule binding; ATP binding; plus-end-directed microtubule motor activity. The transcript has 35 exons. The record is from RefSeq and is a predicted model, not a curated record.